Molecule: messenger RNA, 3381 nt
Organism: Penicilliopsis zonata CBS 506.65
Lineage: Eukaryota; Fungi; Ascomycota; Eurotiomycetes; Eurotiales; Aspergillaceae
Exons: 5
Coding region: 1-3381 (1126 amino acids)
Biological process (GO): DNA-templated transcription; positive regulation of transcription by RNA polymerase II
Cellular component (GO): nucleus
Molecular function (GO): sequence-specific DNA binding; zinc ion binding; DNA-binding transcription factor activity, RNA polymerase II-specific
Source: RefSeq, a predicted model, not a curated record
AUGGCUGCCCUGUCCAGUCCCGCUCUGUCGACCUCGGUCGAGAACGAGGAUGACUCUACCACCACGGGCGAUCCCCAGUAUUAUCUCCCCGCUGACGACCCGGACCUCUCGCUCAUACGCGCCAAUCCCCUCCUUAAAGAUGGUGUCUCCAAGGAGGCGCAUCCCAUGCAGAAGCGACGCAGGGUCACCAGGGCCUGUGAUGAGUGUCGUCGCAAGAAGAUCAAGUGUGAUGGCAAGCAGCCGUGUGCUCAUUGUACAGUCUAUAGCUAUGAAUGCACUUACGAUCAGCCCUCCAACCGUCGUCGCAACCCGGCGCCACAGUAUGUCGAAGCCCUGGAGGCCCGUCUGCAAAAGGCAGAGGCCCUGCUCCGCGUUCUCGCCCCGGACGUGAAUCUCGACGACCCCCAUUUCGAUGUCCAAGCGACCGAGCAGAUGCUGGUUAGAGAUCACGUCAACAAGCAGACAAACCCUCCGCCAUCGCUUCAUCAGCAGCAGCCACCGCAAUCGCUGCAACAACAACUACCACUGCGCCCACUGCAACAGCCACAACAGCAGCAGCAACAACCACCACCACCACAACAACAAAAAUCGCAAGAGAAUGGCGAAUCCUCGUCGCUCGAGGCCGGGGAGGAGUCGCUGCUGGAGACCAUGGUCGAAAAUUCCGGCUCCCUCGACCUUGACGAUCAGGGCCAUUGGGAUUACCACGGUCAUUCGUCGGGCAUCAUUUUCGUGCGCCGCUUGCGCAAGCAGCUCGGCGCUGCUGAUAAUAACGAGAUCAUUCCGCGUCUACGGCCGGUUGGUCAGGUCCUGGAGAGUCCCAAGUCCAUCUCCGAGUCGCCCCAGGAUUCUAACGGGCCGCCCACCCACGAUCUCCCCUCGCGCGCUGUCGCGCGCAAACUCUGCCACAGCGCCCUCGACGACGGCGGCGCUCUCAUGCGCCUCGUCCACGAACCCUCCUUCUAUACCAUGCUGGAUCGUAUAUAUGACACCCCUCCUGAUCAGUUCACCAACGAAGAGAACUCCUUUCUCCCUUUGCUCUACAUCGUCAUCGCCGUCGGCUGUCUGUUUGCCGAUAAUGGAACCGGCGUGCUCGAGGUGUCCGGCUACCAGAGUGCCAUUGGACAAGGCUUUCAAUACUACAAAGCAGGACGGCAAUUGUUGGACAUCACCGACGGUCGCGACCUGACCUCCUUGCAGGCCAUCUGUUUCAUGAUCCUCUUCCUGCAGUCUUCGGCCAAACCCAGUACUUGCUACUCCUAUAUCGGCAUCGCGCUGCGCUCAGCACUGCGAUUGGGCCUGCACCGCUCGGUGGCGGCCGAUUUCAACCCGAUCGAACGCGAGCUGCGCAAGCGCAUCUUCUGGACGAUCCGGCGCAUGGAUAUCCACAUCAGUACCCUGUUGGGCCUACCACAGAUGCUGAGCGACGAUGACAUCGACCAGGGGUACCCACUCGACAUUGACGACGAGUACAUCACCGCCGACAGCAUCCUGCCCAUGCCCGCCGACCGCACGCCGCUGAUGGCCGGCGCCAAUGCCCACACCAGCCUCACCAACAUCAUCCUCAAGGUCGUCAAGUACAUCUACCCAGUCAAGCACGUCAAGUACCGCUCCGAGUCCGACCAGCGCUACAUGGUCAGCCACUCCAAGAUCCGCGAGAUCGAGCGCGAUUUGCAGGCCUGGAUGGAACAGCUGCCACCGGCGCUGCGCCCAGGGACAGAAGUGUCCCCGCAGCUGGAACGGAUCCGGCAAUUGCUGCGCAUUGGCUAUGCCUACGUGCAGAUGGUCAUGUACCGGCCCUUCCUGCACUACGUGUCGAGCGGCUCCCAGGCUCGCGGAGUCGACAAACGCUCCUACGCCUGCGCCGCAGCCUGUGUCAGCGUGUCGCGCAACAUCGUCCACAUCACCACGGGGAUGCAUAAGCGUGGCCUGCUCAACGGUUCCUUCUGGUUUACCAUGUACACCACCUACUUUGCCAUCAUGUCGUUGGUCUUCUUCGUGCUCGAGAACCCGGACUCGCCCACUGCCAAGGACGGCGUGCUCAAGGACGCCAUGGAGGGCAAGACCACGCUGGCCGGUCUGGCGAAGAAGAGCAUGGCGGCUGAUCGUUGCUCGCAGAGUUUAGCCGUUCUAUUCAAAAGCCUCCCUGAAAUGUUGAAGAACCGACAGAGUUCUUCCGCCCCCAUUAACCUGAAACGUUCAGCGCCGUCGAACCCGGCGCCGAACCUGGCGCCCAACCGGACGGACCAGCUACGAAAGUCUCAGAUUGCCCCGGACAUUGCUCCCCCGCAACGAGCCAGCACGUUCCCUGUACACUUACUAUCGCGACCGACGAUGGUUGAGACUGCCAACACCCCGCAAACCAUGGACGACAACCAUGCGGCCUUCAAUCGAAAGAAGAACACAAACACGCACAGCAAAACGCCCUCGGGUCUGUGGCUUGUGCAGACGCCCGAACCCGCAUCCUCCGGCACGCCGUCCGAGGUGUUUCCUCUCUCAGAGACCACCCAUCAUACAGCCUCCUCUUCCUCUGCCUCCUCCUCCUCCUCCUCCUCCAUGACCUCUCCGCUGACCUCGACGGUGCCGCCUGCCGUCCCACCAACAACAACCUCGCUAGGCAUGAGCUACGCGCAGCCGUUGGGGACUUCGGGCGUUCCGGACCUGAUGCCCAUCAUGUUCCCGUCGGACGAUCCCUUUGCGUACCCGGCGCAGCCCAUGUCGACGCUAGAAGACGACCACUUCCGGCACGACGCAGGCAUCUCAGGGCCUCCUCCAUACUCGUUUGACCGCCCGCCGACGAGUAACGGCAGGAUGACAGAUCCUGCAAACACCACCACCACCACCAACAACAACAACAAUAAUAAUAAUAACCCGCCCACCACCCCUAAUUUUGAUAAUAGUACCUUCCCUGGCGGCUUCCCCCUGUUCGCCACCGAGACAACAACAACAACAACAACAACCAACGCCGCCGCCGGUGCCAUGAACCCGUCGAUAUCGGCCCGGUUCUCUUCAGCGUUAGGAGCACCUUCUGUCUCGCCGGUCCCGCACCCAUCAGCGUCGGGGUCUGUGCACGGGAGCGAAUCAAUAGGGAGUCCAGAUCUGGUCUCGCUACCGAAUCAGCAUUUCGGAUGGCAGAAUAUCAGCGGUGCGCCGUCAGAGAUGCCUGUUGAUUUUGUCCAACACCAACAGCGACAACAUGCACACCAACAACAACAGCAACAACAGCAGCAGCAGCAGCAGCAGCAAACGAUUGAGGACUGGGAAACGGGCGAUCUAGGCCUAGACCUAGGAAUCCCACUGGAAGAAAUCUUUGGAAACGCACCGUGUAACCAGAACGGCGUACCGAAUGAGGACUGGAUCCAGUGGAUGAAUGUGGGGGUGUAA